UUCGCUCAAGCCCAAUCAUGUCUCCCUAUAAAAGCCCCGCACUACCUAGGUAUUGAAUGCACGGACCAUUUUAGAGGCAAGAAGAAGCCACCUGAUUGUCAUGUGACACCACAAGUGUAGCACAAAGGUCCUUGUCUAGGUAUCCCACAAUUAUCCCUGCUUAUGCCCAUUUAUGCAUGAUUCUGUGCAUUGUAAUGCACGCAUGGAAUAAUAAUGCCCAGGUACCUAUACAUGUACUUUACUCUCAACGCGCUUUAGACGCGAAUCUCGAAAUUUCACACCUUCAACAUCAACUUUUUUCCCCAUCUUCUUUUUUUGAUGUUUCUUUCUGGAUGAAUCGACCGGAUACACUUAAGGCAAAGGCUUCUUGCCAUAGUCUUAUAUCUGUAUCCAAUGUAUCAAUGUUACAUUGUAGUUGACUUCUUUCAAUAUGAUGCGGCAGCAAUCCAGCUCCACGGUACCUUCUCGAGAUGCAAACCAACAAAAAGUACUCCCCCCGGGGUAUAUAGACAUUCAGGGUAUUCUUGAAGGAUCCGUCUCUGUUGGCAGCUUUAUUAGCGUUAUCGGUUUAGUCAAAGACCGUAGGGCUCCCAUCCAGACAGGUAGUACCGACUGGAAAUCGACUCUUACCAUCUUUGAUAAGUCGAUUGAUGAUGAACCCGAUAAAGCAUUGUCUAUCAAUAUAUUCAGGGCCGAGAAGGAAAUGCCUGAGCCAAACGCCAGAGAUGUAGUAUUAUUGCAUUUCGCCAAGGUCCAGUCCUAUCGUGGUGAGAUAUCCUUAAUCUCGAAUUGGAAAACUUCCAUUCAUAUAUACUCGGCAAACAAAAUCCCCAAGCCACCUAAGUCUGCGAAAGUGGCCCUGGAGCCUCCUCUACGCUCAAAGGAUCGACUUCCUGGUGAUAAGGAGCACGAAUAUGUUUCCUGGUUGUACCACUCCAUCGACAGGUACGCUGUACCCGAUGCCGCUGAGUUCACCAUUCAAGUCGAACGGUCUAAAAAUAUCAAGGAUAAAUUUCAGACUCUGAAAGACGUACAUGAUGGAAUGUUCUGCGAUGUAAUCGCCAGUGUCGUCAAGGAACCCUUCGGCGUGAUGGAUAGAGUGACUCUGUGGAUCUCAGAUUACACCGAAAAUGAAUAUUUCUAUAAGUUUUCCUGGGACGCGACAGAAGUGCCUGAAGGUCGGGACGGAGACCCAUACGGCUACACGACAGCAAAGAACCCGGCUUCCAAUGGCUGGCUUGGCCCCUAUGGCAAACGUUCCAUGCAAGUGACCUGCUUCGGCACGCAUGGGGAAUAUGUUAUCAGAGAAGCUAAAGUUGGAAGUUGGAUACAGUUACGGAACGUUCAAGUCAAAUAUGGACAUAACGCGAAUAACCUCGAAGGGUACCUACGGGAGGACCAAUCCGCUUAUAAAAACGAACUUCGAGUUGACAUACUCACAAUAGACGACCCCGACACCGUUGAUAGCCGUCUUAAAGAUGCUAUUAAGCGAAAAAGAGACUAUGAGAAGGCGAAGAAGAAACAACAGAAGGGUUUCGCUGCAAACAAUAAUGGCAAGGCGAAUGGCGGCGAGCGAAUGGCGGAGGGCCAAGGGGGGAUGAAUUCUAAAACCAAACGUGCUCGAGAACGAGCUUUGAAAGUUCAAGAAGUCGAGAAGAAAGAGCUGGAAGUUGAGGCAAAACUUGGCCUUAACGGACUAGUCAAAUGCGAAAGCAUCGAUCAACCAGUUUUUUCUGUCUCCUCUAUAGUCGAGCCGAUAACAUGGACGACAACAGUUGAAGGCCGAGAAGUAACAUUGACGCUCCCUUUCGUUUGCGCCAAGUACCGAGCCAAUGUACGUGUAGUCGAUUUUUGGCCUCGGAAGCUAGAAAACUUUGCGACCUGGCGCAAAAGCGAAGAAUACGAUGUAUUAUCAGAUCACAGUGGUGGUUCUGAUUUAGAAUCAGACGGUGGUCAAGGCACCUUGGACCGAUUUUCCGGGGACAAGAUCUGGGAGUGGCGGUUUGCCUUACUGCUGGAAGAAGCGAGCCCGAAGCGCAAGGACGAAUGCAAUAGAGUUUGGGCAAUUGUUGAAGACGCCGAAGCGCAGAUGUUGAUAAACAUGAAUGCAUCAGACCUUCGCGCGAAUCCAGAUGAACUGGAUAAUUUACGGGAGCAGAUGUUCAAGCUGUGGGGUAACCUGGAAGAGUGUAAGCAACAAGAAUUACAGCGACUGGUCAGCAACAAAAAACGAGUUGCAGCUCAUCAGCCACCUCCAACCUCCCCACUUGGACCAGCGAAGGGGCAACAGGCAGAACCAGCUGCCAAGACAGGACUUAUAAUAUCAAACAAGCCGUUUACAUGUUGCAUUCGCCAAUAUGGCGUUGAAGUUCGCGAGGAGGAUCCACAAAAGGCAAACGCGACCAACGGAAAACGUUGGGAGAGAGUGUUUGGCUUGUUCGGAACCAAGAUUAGCUAAGUAGGGAUUUAGCCAUGUAAAAAAGCAAUGACGAAAAAAAUUGUAAAGGA
This is a messenger RNA of Hypoxylon trugodes, 2508 nucleotides long. RefSeq lists its product as uncharacterized. The transcript is spliced from 4 exons. Gene Ontology annotation, cellular component: nuclear telomere cap complex; chromosome, telomeric region. The coding region runs from base 431 to 2458 and encodes 675 amino acids. Gene Ontology annotation, molecular function: G-rich strand telomeric DNA binding; telomerase inhibitor activity. NCBI's taxonomy places the organism in Eukaryota, Fungi, Ascomycota, Sordariomycetes, Xylariales, Hypoxylaceae. The record is from RefSeq and is a predicted model, not a curated record. Gene Ontology annotation, biological process: telomere capping; regulation of telomere maintenance via telomerase.